CUGCACUUUUUCUUUUCUUCAAACAAUUGAUUAAAUCAUAUUUUUCUCUCUGAAAAUUUGUUUUCAGAUAUGAAAAACAUUGCCUGAUAACAAUUUCCAUCUUAUAAAAAUAUUCAAAUACUUCGUUGUUAAGAAAAAAAAGUGUAUCAUGUCUAAAAUGUAUUGCUUUACAUGACAGAUAUAACGAAAUCGACAACUAUCGAUAGAAUCGAUUUAUCGAUUUAUCGCCGCCAUUUUGAGCAGAUGGCCAGUCUCUAGUGAAGGUCUCUAAGAAAACUGCGCAGAGACGACGCGGAAACAAAAGUAGGCGUGGUUUGAUCAAACUGAACACAUUAUGUAAUCCUUCCACUAUGAUCGGAAGUGUCGCAAUGUGUAAAGUAUCGCGCGAUUAUAGUUAAUCUGUUAUCGCGAGUGUUGUGUGAGUGUGGAUCCUGACAACCUGCGAGAAGGAGGAGGCCUAGGAGCAAUGGCGGAGCAAUGGCGGGGCAAUCUUGCAGUCAUCAAUGAAAGCUCGAGUGCUAGGUGAACACGCAUCGUCGAUGAGCGGGCAACGUAUCGGCGAUCACGCGGUGGCUUCGGGAUUCCAGGGCAGCUUCUAAACGCGCUUCAAUUUCCGGACUUAAGCUCUGAGUUUGGCUGGAGAACACAAGAUCAACGACGAUCCGCCCCUAAGUCGCCGUAGGCGAGAAACGCGAAGGCAAAUAUCGCGCGUUAAUUAAAGACGGAAUUUUCACGGUAAAAUCUGCACGCGUUCCACGUCGAUUGAAAAACGUCAGGAAUUGCUGGGCGAUGUUUUAUCUGGACGGAAGAGACGGCACCGCCGCCAAGUACGACUCGUCGUCACCCAACGGCGAGGAGAAUUUCGGCUGGUGGUUGAACGAUCGGGAGAUUGUAUUGUCUAAAUCGCAUCAUGUCGGAGGUCAUCGAUCGCUCGGAUCGUCCAUGUCGAUUCUUUCUUGCAUGGACUCGGAUGAUUCGGAUAGCUGCAGCUUCGCGCGAGAUGUGUCGCUGCAAGAACAGGAAAGCGAAAUCAGUGAGAACAUCGAACUAAUCUCGUUCACUCAGAAUGAUCUCGAUAUUGAUCUGAUCGAGAGGGAUGCUAGGGAAACGAGCAGCCCACUCGCGAUUGCAAUCAACAGCGAGUGCAACGUCAAGAAAGAAUGCAUCACUCCCAUUUGCUACACCCCGGAGAGAUUGAUCAGAUCUCAGGAAUACCGGAUACUCACACCAUCCCCUCGCUGCUUUACCUUCUCCCAGGCGAGAUUCACGGCAGAGAACGAGAGCAGAGAAUGGAAGUCCCGCCGUUGCCGAAAACAGUUGAGCCUCAUCGAUUCCAAGCAAAUCGGUACAACGCAGCUGAAAACACUUCUGAACUUACCAAGCACGAAUGUGAGGACAUGCGCGAUUUCCUCGCCCAUUUCCGAACGCCGACAAUGGGCCACCGAUGAUUUUAACGCAUCGAUGAAAUCGAACAAUGAUUCUUCGACCGACGUAGACUGCGGUGUGCGAAGUAUGAAGACCGGUGACAGCAGCAGAUCGAGCUACGACAGACUGAACUCCACCUGGGACGACUGCAAGGGUUCGGCCACCAGGCCGCCCUCCCUGGAGGACACUUCCGGUAUACACAGUUACGAUUGGAGCUUGGAGACCCAGAGCGACGUGCAAAACACGCCGAUAUGCCUCUGCGACGAGCUGGCGAUUGCGUCGAAAGAGCACACCGCGAAUUUCGCAAAUGAUCGAGGUACCGCUAUCAAUGAAGUGGUAUCUAUCCUCGAAGGUCUUCGGAGUGAUCCCAGGAAAGCAACUGUUCUUUUGGAGGAGGAGGAUCGAUUUUGCAGUAGCACGUCCUCUCACGACCAAUUAACCAGACUGGCUCUGACCAUCGAGACAGACGUGGAAGCGCCGGCGGUUCCUGACGAUCCGAAUAAUUGGAUACGCCAUCUCCGCGAUAGAAUAGAACGGUUGCAACUCGCCAAUAAAGAGAUCCACGGGGACAUACGCGGUUUACGUACAAAGUUUCAGUGCGACGAAAAGAAGGCGAUCAAUUUGUCAAGUGAUACAACGAGAUUAUUAGAAGACGUUCACGACUUGAGAUAUUUCGAUGACCUGGUGAAGCUCUUAGAAGGGGAACUUGAGACAAUCUCCAGAAGAAAUUGGCCAUUUAUUCUGGGACACAGCAAGCCUCAUGAAGAGAUGAAUCUAAUCAUUUGAUUAUGAUCUCAAAGAUCGUCGUGGAUCUUAAAGUUCAUGAUUAUGAUCUCAAAGAUAGUUGCGAAUGAUCGGCGUGCAGGAUAAAAGGAUUUUCUUUAGGAAGAGGAUGUCUCCUGAGUUCGAUGUUCAUAAAGGAAAAGUACCUCUUCUCUCUUGGCUCAAUGACUUAAUAUUUUCAGAAAUUACUAAUUCGGAAUUAUUAAAACGAUACGGAGUAUGAGAUACUUUUUGAAGAUUACCACAUCGCGUGAGUAAUCUCCAAAAAUAAUCGCAAUUAUAUAGUUAGCACAAAAAAUUGGACUAUAAAUUUUGCGAUAAAUAUGGACUAUAAAUUUUUGGACUUAAAAGUUUUAAAUCUUAAAGUGAUCGAAAUGAUCUCAUUUUUUUUAUAAGAAAAUCGACUAUAAUAUUUUAUCGAAAUGAAUCUCAUACAAAUUAUUAUUAAGACAAAACUUGCAGCUUGUGAUAUGUUCCGAAUGGAUCUUAUUUCUUAUAUUUGCUUUUAUAAAAUUUUCAAUAAACGAAAUCUUUUUUUA
Messenger RNA from Acromyrmex echinatior (Panamanian leafcutter ant), 2747 nucleotides. RefSeq lists its product as hypothetical. NCBI's taxonomy places the organism in Eukaryota, Metazoa, Arthropoda, Insecta, Hymenoptera, Formicidae. The record is from RefSeq and is a predicted model, not a curated record.